AUGGUAACACAUCGUACUAAGACAUCAAACUCACCACCACAGGAACGACGAUUCUUCGCCCAGCCGCUGUCAGAAAAGUCCAAAGCCCCAUACGUAGCGGCGCGAAACGCGGGCUAUAAACCCGCCAGCUCGUACGGAGCCGACGGCAAAUUCACAGACCCGCGCGAAGCCAUCAGCAUCAACAAAUGGCCUACAUCCUCGCACGCCUCGGCGGCCACCCUGCCACCCAUCCUUUCGGAAGCACGGGAUCAAAUCCACGGUUUCCAGCGCCAAGUCCAAGCAUUCACUACACAGCUGCUGGAACUCGUUGCCCUGGCCCUCGGCCUUCCUGCCACGACAUUUACCAGGAACCAUAACCCCGAGAGGGAGAACUUCGACAACUUCGAGCUGAUGCACUACCCUCCUGUCGCUCCGGCUGGCGGUACCGGUGUCGAUACUGGUGCUGGCGCUCCUUCCGAGGCCUCGUCCACGUUCCGCAUCUCUCCGCACACUGACUGGGGCACGUUGACCCUGCUAUUCCAGUCCGCGGUUGGGGGCCUCGAAGUCCGGCCACCAAAAUACACGUCGCCUACACUUUCGCUGUUGACCGAGAAAUGGACACCAGCGCCUCCGCUGCGGGACAAUAUCCUCGUCAAUAUAGGUGACAUGCUGGAGUUCUGGACAGCGGGCAAAUUAAAGAGUACGUGGCAUAGGGUGGUUCCCACGGCCGCGGAUUGGAAAUUGGAUAGAUACACCUUUGCGUAUUUCCUCCAUCCGGACAAGGACUGCGUGCUGGUGCCCAUGGGCGGGAUGGAGAAGGAGGGUUGGGUGCCCAGAUAUGAGGGCGUCGGGAGGACGGCGGAAACGCAUAUCCAUACGAGGAUUCGGGCUGUCCAUGGUGGGAAGAAAUGA
This is a messenger RNA of Cladophialophora yegresii CBS 114405, 891 nucleotides long. RefSeq lists its product as uncharacterized. The transcript is spliced from 2 exons. Gene Ontology annotation, molecular function: dioxygenase activity. The coding region runs from base 1 to 891 and encodes 296 amino acids. The record is from RefSeq and is a predicted model, not a curated record. Lineage: Eukaryota; Fungi; Ascomycota; Eurotiomycetes; Chaetothyriales; Herpotrichiellaceae.